Molecule: messenger RNA, 1511 nt
Organism: Colius striatus (speckled mousebird)
Lineage: Eukaryota; Metazoa; Chordata; Aves; Coliiformes; Coliidae
Gene: CUTA
Product: cutA divalent cation tolerance homolog
Exons: 6
Coding region: 3-491 (162 amino acids)
Biological process (GO): response to metal ion
Molecular function (GO): copper ion binding
Source: RefSeq, a predicted model, not a curated record
AGAUGGAGUGGCUGAGCCAGCGCUGCCCGCUGCCGCCCGCUGCCCAGGGCUGCCCUCGGCCCAGCCGGGCCACCGUGCUGCUGGUGCUGGCUCUGUGUGUGCUGCUGUACCCGGUGCUGCAGAGUCUCGCGCUGCAGCUGCACUCUGCCCUCACCGGCAGCUACGUCUCUGGGACACACUCCAUCGCCUUCAUCAACUGCCUCAACGAGCAGAUUGCUAAGGAUAUGGCAAGGGCCAUCAUGGAUAAGAAGCUGGCUGCCUACGUGAACAUCCUGCCAAAGAGCUCAGCCUUGUCUUUCUGGGAAGGGGAACUAGAAGAAACUACUGAAAUACUGCUGUUAGUGAAAACGAGGACAUCCAAAAUAGGAGAACUGUCCAACUACAUCAGAUCCAUCCAUCCCUUCGAAAUCCCCGAAAUCAUCAGCCUGCCUAUUGAUCAAGGAAACCCUGUCUACCUCAAGUGGAUGGAGGAAAGUGUCCCGCGGGACUGACUGAAGCGUGCAGCCGGCGCUUGGCUGUCGCAGGGAGCCGCGCCGGGCGCUCUGUGCGGGCACAGGCGGUUCCUAUCUUCACGGCUUUGCUGGGACAGACGCUCGGGGAUUCCGUUUGCACUGGAAACGUCCCGCCCUUGCCCCGGCGCCGCGCUCCAGGGAGCACCCGGCAGCGCAGGCUGGGGCGGGGAACGGCCGCGCACACCGCGGGCUGCUGCGGCGCUGCGGCUGGGGAUGUACGGAGAUGCUCAGGUCGGGACACUGAAGCAUCUGGGGACCGGCUCAGGCCGCAGCCAUGGGCUGGUAGCCCCCGGAGCCCCCGCUCCCCGCCGCAGCAGCCGCCUCCUUCCCCGGCCCCGCGGGAUGUGAGCGGCCGGCUCUCGCCCUCUCCCGCUGUCAGCCACAGCGCUGGUUCCAGUCGUGCAGCAGCCGAGGGAACGGCAAAUUUGAGCAGCCACCAACAAGCAUCUAACAGGAGCUGCAAGCAGCACACGCACAGCCCCUGCCCGACCUGCCGAGCCGGGGAGAGCUGCGAGUUAGGCAGCAGGAGCAGGGCAUCCUCCCCCUGCGGGGCAUCCCCCGGCCCUGCAUCCCUCACCCAGCCCUGAACGGGGCCAAGCUCAACCUUGUGAAAAGAUGCUCGUGGUAAUAGUUUCAUAGGAUGUAACUUAUGGAACAGUAUCGAGUUAUUUAUGAGUGGGAAGGGAUUAAAUGGGAGUGUUUCUUAGCUGGGCAGGCUCCUGUGUCUUGGCAGAUUGUGGGCACAGCGGCUGCAGGGAGGGCAGAGCCCAGACUCACUGCACCAGCUGCAUCGUGGCAUGUGUUUGGGAGCACACACUGACCCCCACGGCCCAAACCCAAUAAUCCUGACACUACAAAGAGCCAGUGACAUUAAAAAAAAGGAGAUUUUGUUUUAAUUGUACAUCAGACAUAUUCAUUCCAACUUGGGUAUAAAAGGUUGGUUAUUACAAGCAGCAAACGGAACUCAUAGAUCUUUAGAAGGUGCACAGAGUCAUUAUA